Molecule: messenger RNA, 1960 nt
Organism: Archocentrus centrarchus (flier cichlid)
Lineage: Eukaryota; Metazoa; Chordata; Actinopteri; Cichliformes; Cichlidae
Gene: sp2
Product: sp2 transcription factor
Exons: 9
Coding region: 63-1937 (624 amino acids)
Biological process (GO): regulation of transcription by RNA polymerase II
Molecular function (GO): RNA polymerase II cis-regulatory region sequence-specific DNA binding; DNA-binding transcription factor activity, RNA polymerase II-specific
Source: RefSeq, a predicted model, not a curated record
GCAGCGCGGGCGGAUUCCUCCAUGGGCUCGGUCUGCAAGGCUCGCGGAGAGCGAAUGUCGUCAUGAGCGAACAACAGGACAGCAUGGCUACCACUGUCGCUGUCAGUCCCAGCGAAUACCUUCAGCCCUCCUCUGCUUCGUCACAACUUGAGGAUCACACAUUUGGACCAAAGAGGGGCACAAAGGCAUUGCAGGACACCCAGCCCUCUCCUCUGGCCCUCCUGGCUGCCACCUGCAGUAAAAUUGGCCCUCCUGCUGCUCAGGCUCCUGUCACCUCUCCUCCAGCGCAGCCACAACCUCGCAGGCUCCUUCCUAUAAAGCCGGCUCCUAUAGCCCCCGCUCCACCCAAAAACCUUGGUUUCCUUUCAGCAAAGGGCAAUGUGAUCCAGCUCCCUGCCGGCCUGGGCUCUACAGCUCCUGGCAGCCCCAUCGUCCUCACUAUCCAGCAGAGUCCUGCUCGCACCAACACCUCGGCCCCUCCUGGCAUCCAGUACCAGGUGGUGCCGCAGAUCCAGGGUGCACAAACCAUUCAGGUGAUGCCACAGGGAGGUCAGAUCCAGCUCAUACCAGGAACCAACCAGGCCAUCUUUACCACUCCCAUGACCAUGCCAGCUGCAGCCACUGCUCCGGUCACGCCACAGAAGACUGUAGCCAUCAAGCCCUCCCUCAAAUUGCGGAAGUCAAACAAUACAGCUGCAAAUUUGGUGCAGCUGCCCAGUGGGCUUACACUGCCCCUCAACGUGGCUACAGGAGAGGUGGGUGGGACACAAAUCAUCACAGAGACAGCAGCAGCCACUCCCACUCCUGGAAAGGGACGGCGAGGGAGGAAAAAGAAGGUGGUACUGGCUGUUGAGCCUCCACCGCCCCCUCCCCCGCAGGCUGCCUCUCCGACCCCAGAGCAGAUGGAGACCAUCCUAAUAGAAGCUGGUGACAACAUCAUACAGGCAGGGAACAAUUUGCUGAUUGUGCAGAGUCCCGGGCAGCCAGCUAUGGUGCAGCAGGUCCAGCUGGUCCAGCCCAAACAAGAGCCUCAGGUGGUUCAGAUUCCACAGCAGGCAUUGAAGGUGGUACAGGCUGCCUCUGCCACGUUGCCGCCUGUCCCGCAGAGACAGCCGGUCUCCUCGAGUCUGCAGGUCACUCCAGCAGAUCCAUCAUCAACACAGAUUCUCUUUAAAACAGCUUCAGGUGAGUGGCAAUCUGUUCAGCUCCAGGACUCCACGACGACGACGACCCCUGCCACCACGGUUGCCCCUGCCACCACCAUCACGUCGCCAGCCGCCAGCACCAAGAGAGCACAAGCUACCGGAGGACGAAAGGAGCGGACUCUGGCAAAAAUUGCCCCUGCAGGUGGAAUGAUACAAUUGAACACUUCGCAGCUCACCUCAGCAGCACAAGCAGUGCAGACCAUCAGCAUCAAUGGGGUCCAAGUUCAGGGAGUUCCUGUUACCAUCACCAAUGCAGGAGGCCAGCAGCACCUAACGGUGCAGACCAUGCAGGGUGGAGGGCUCCAGCUGGCAACAGCACAGGGCCAACCUGCCAUCCAGGUAGACCAGACCCUCACUCUGGAGCUGCCUGGCCAGCCAGGAGAGAAAAAAAGGCGAAUGGCCUGCACCUGCCCCAACUGUAAAGAUGCAGACAAGAGACCUGGGGAAGUGGGAAAGAGGAAACACAUCUGCCACGUCCCUGGCUGUGAAAAGACUUUUAGGAAAACGUCUCUGCUCAGAGCUCACGUCCGGCUCCACACUGGCGAAAGGCCCUUUGUCUGCAACUGGGUUUUCUGUGGGAAACGUUUCACACGCAGUGACGAGCUGCAGAGGCACGCCAGGACGCACACAGGAGACAAGCGCUUUGAGUGCAGCCAGUGUCAGAAACGCUUCAUGAGGAGCGACCAUCUGACGAAGCAUUACAAGACUCACAUAAACACCAAGAACCUGUGAGCAAACUGUAUACAGAUAAAAAA